CGAAGUCUGAAAGCUACCUUUUGGUGGAUUAGAGUUUAGAGGCAACGAGACCAAUAGAUCUUAGAUCCGCAACGACUAUUUAAGGAGCUCCCCGCCCAUGUAGCUCUUCUGCCUUACAUCUUCCAUCCAUCUCCUAUACUUUCCUCUUCUUCGUCCCUUCCAUUGUCAUCAGAAGCAGCGAAUCCCAGAGAACGAAAAUGGUGAAGAUCUGCUGCAUUGGUGCUGGAUAUGUCGGAGGCCCCACCAUGGCUGUGAUAGCACUGAAGUGCCCAGACAUUGAAGUGGCUGUGGUUGAUAUUUCUGCGCCUCGGAUCAACGCAUGGAACAGCGACCAGCUACCCAUCUAUGAGCCAGGCCUUGAUGAUGUAGUGAAGGAGUCCCGUGGCAGGAACCUCUUCUUUAGCACAGAUGUGGAGAAGUAUGUGAGGGAGGCAGACAUAGUCUUUGUUUCUGUCAAUACUCCUACCAAGACUCGAGGUCUUGGAGCAGGCAAAGCUGCAGAUUUGACUUACUGGGAGAGUGCCGCUCGCAUGAUUGCAGAUGUUUCAAAAUCUGACAAAAUAGUUGUGGAGAAAUCAACUGUCCCAGUGAAAACUGCUGAGGCUAUUGAAAAGAUUUUGACCCACAACAGCAAGGGAAUUAACUUCCAGAUCCUCUCAAACCCGGAAUUUCUUGCAGAGGGAACAGCCAUCCAAGACCUUUUUAAACCCGACAGGGUACUCAUCGGUGGUCGGGAGACCCCAGAAGGCAACAAGGCAGUCCAGGCACUCAAGGACGUCUAUGCCCGUUGGGUCCCUGAAGAUUGCAUCUUAACGACCAAUUUAUGGUCUGCCGAGCUAUCAAAACUGGCUGCCAAUGCAUUCUUGGCACAGAGGAUAUCUUCUGUCAAUGCCAUGUCAGCUCUCUGUGAAGCCACUGGAGCAGAUGUUACCCAGGUCUCAUAUGCUGUGGGUAAGGACACGAGGAUUGGUCCCAAAUUCUUGAACGCCAGUGUUGGCUUUGGCGGCUCAUGCUUCCAAAAGGACAUUCUGAACCUUGUUUACAUUUGCGAAUGCAAUGGCCUCCCUGAGGUGGCAGAAUACUGGAAGCAAGUAAUCAAGAUCAAUGACUACCAGAAGAGCCGUUUUGUCAACCGUGUUGUCGCGUCCAUGUUCAACACUGUGUCAAACAAGAAAAUCGCCAUUCUCGGAUUCGCUUUCAAGAAGGACACGGGCGACACUAGGGAGACCCCUGCAAUUGAUGUCUGCAAGGGACUGAUGGGCGACAAUGCUGUGUUGAGCAUCUACGACCCUCAGGUGAGCGAGGACCAGAUCCAAAGAGACCUGUCGAUGAACAAGUUUGACUGGGAUCACCCCCUUCACCUCCAGCCCAUGAGCCCAUCCAUGGUGAAGAAAGUUUCUGUAGUUUGGGAUGCGUACGAGGCAACCAAAGACGCUCACGGCCUGUGCAUCCUUACAGAGUGGGACGAAUUCAAGAACCUGGACUACACCAGGAUAUAUGAGAACAUGCAAAAACCUGCUUUUGUUUUUGACGGUAGGAAUGUGGUGAAUGCGGAGAAGCUGAGAGAGAUUGGGUUUAUCGUCUACUCAAUUGGCAAGCCAUUGGAUGCUUGGCUCAAGGACAUGCCCGCCGUUGCUUAGACGCACCCACCCACGCACCCACACACCUUAUAUACUAUAUAUGCUAUGCUCUAUUAGCUGAUAUUCUUUUUUUUUUAUUUUGAUUUUUCUUAUUUUAGUUUCAAUUUCAUAUCCUCCCCCAGUGGAGGAGGUUGUCUCUGUUGCACUCUACUGUCUAAGUUAAAAGCCCUACUCCUGUUUUGAUGGGCACUACAUUUUACCUGUUUGAACGAUUUAUUGAUAUCAAUAUACUCAUGUUUUUUUU
Molecule: messenger RNA, 1884 nt
Organism: Cuscuta campestris
Lineage: Eukaryota; Viridiplantae; Streptophyta; Magnoliopsida; Solanales; Convolvulaceae
Source: the annotation of a GenBank genome assembly